AUGGCACACUUGGAUUCCAUUUACGUCUUUUGUGACGAACAAUCUAAAUGUCAAGGAUGGGCACAAGACUGGACAAAAAUCAAAGGUGUUCACACAAACAUCGAAGAGAUCUAUCAAGCAUUGCAACUGACAGUUAAGCAACGCGAUCGGGAUUCUAUUGCCGUAAGUUGUCUUACGAUAAAUGAAAUGGCUUCAACUGAUAGUAUGAGUCAGUUGGAGCCGACCUUUAUGUAUACACAGAUAUUCAAGGAGAUUCUCCUUGAUAUCGAAUAUGAUGACAAGGCAAUCAGAGACUUCGCAGUAUGUUGUCGGAAAGUUUUCAGUGGCAAUCCAACUGAAUUAAAUAUUAUUGAUCGAUUCGAACGUAACUAUCGUUCACAACGAGCACUAUGGUGGUAUACACGUGACUGUUUCACCUACAAAAUGCUCAAUCACGCACUUCGAAUGUUAGAUACCGAUUUAAUCAUUAAAAUGGGCUUUUUUCUACGUGAUGUACAUCAACAACUUGAACAGCUGCAUCAGGAACAGGGCAACAGUUUUGGGCGAAAACCUUUCAUAGUUUAUCGAGGACAAGGUCUUAUAAAAUCAGAGUUUGAAAAACUGCAGAAAUCAAAACGUGGACUGAUGUCAUUUAACAGUCUUUUGACCACGAGUACAGAUAAAGAAGUGUCUCUCCGUUUUACUCGACAUGCUUCAACAGAACCAAACAAGGUGGGCGUUCUAUUUGUCAUGUCCAUUGACCCUUCUAUUAAAUCAGCACCAUUUGUCUUUCUGAAGGAUGUGAGUGCUAUUAAGAAAGAAGAUGAAAUUCUCUUCUCAAUGCACACCGUGUUCCGAGUGAAUGCAAUUAAACAAAUGAAUAAUAAGAAUCAGCUCUAUCAAGUUGAAUUAGAAUUAACGUCGGAUGAUGACCAGCAAGUACGAGUACUUACGGAUCGAAUACGAAAAGAAGCUGAUGGUACUGGAUGGCAAAGAUUAGGUAACUUAUUGCUUAAAAUUGGUCACAUUAGUAAAGCUGAAGAACUUUAUAAUACAUUAAUCAAACAGACACCUGAUGAGGAAUAUAAAACGCUUUAUUAUAAUCAACUGGGAUUGUUAUAUUCGCAUCAAGGUGAUUAUGAAAAUGCUGUUUGGUAUUAUGAAAAAACAUUAGAAAUUGAGCAGAAAAUUCUUGCUUCAAAUGAUCCUGAUUUGGCUUCUUCAUGCAGCAACAUUGGUAAUAUGUAUAGCAAGAUGAAAGAAUACUCGAAAGCACUUUCAUUUUAUGAAAAAGCACUUGGAAUUCGACAAAAAGCUUAUCUUUCAUAUAAUCCAUCAUUCGGUAUUUCAUACAACAACAUCGGUAUGGUGUUUUACAAAAUGGGAGACUACUUGAAAGCGCUUUCAUUUUACGAAAAAGCACUUGGCAUUUGGCAAAUAACUCUUCCGUCAAAUCAUCUUAAUUUUGCUAGUUCGUACAACAACAUUGGCAGUGCGUAUUACAAAAUGGGAGAGUACUCAAAAGCACUUUCAUCUCACGAAAAAGCACUUGAAAUUCAAGAAAAGACUCUUCCUUUAAAUCAUCCUGAUUUGGCUACUUCGUAUUGGUACAUGGGUAGUGUUUAUAACAAUAUGAAAGACUAUUCAAAAGCACUAUUAUAUUUUGAACGUGCUCUGGAUAUAUUCCAAUGUGCAUUUCCUCCAACUCAUCUGCAUAUAAAAACUGUGAAAGAGAAUAUUAAAACUGUAAAAAACAAAAUAUAA
This is a messenger RNA of Adineta steineri, 1743 nucleotides long. The record is from the annotation of a GenBank genome assembly. Lineage: Eukaryota; Metazoa; Rotifera; Eurotatoria; Adinetida; Adinetidae.